UGUAUGUGUAUAGCAUCUGAUUGAUUUCUGACACUCAAACUUUCGUUGGUAUCUAUCGAUGAUUGUGUUCAUCUUCUCUGACAGCGGCGAACUUGUCGUGUGUUCAAAGUGGGACGUUCGCUUUGGUAUGUUUUGGGUUAGCGUCAGCGAGACUCGGAAUUGGAAGGCUGCUUUCAUUCAGCGCGAAUUCAGGUAAACAUACUGUGCGCCGAUGCUUCGCAACUUCCGCUGGACGCAUCGAGACCGACAGAAGCCGAGUUGUAUCAUCCUACCCCACGGCACCCCACCCACCCAAGCCCAACUUGGCGAGCUACCCACCACCGCCUCGCCAAUCACCAUCCAAACGUAAGCCUGUGUCUGUGUGGGGCACUGAUAGUGAUGAUACAUACACUCGGCCCCGCGCGAGCGUGCGAGGAUCAUUGGGCACGCAACGCGCGGCCACUACCUGUCAACGACGCAGAUAGGCAGUGUACGUUCUGCAAGAUUGCAAGUGAAAGAUCUCGUGCGUAUCCAAAGUCUCGCGGCUACGCGAUCAGAUCAGAAGUCCUGGUCAACGUCGGUAGCGCGCGUCGCGUCACCACCGCGCCGUCGCUACCGAUGCCCGUGCUCGCUCAUAUCCGCUAGCAACGUGUACCUGCCUGUGAAGUGUAUAGACGGUAUGACGACACGCUCAUGACGAACAUACACGCCGGAAAUGAGCUCGGGUUUACGGGAGCGAACUCAUGAUGACCGUGGCGCGACAUGGAUCGCGAGAGUGUGGGGGAGUGUGGGCGUUGGCGCGGAAAUACAGUCUCGAUGCAGUCCAGAAUGCAUCUUGUUCAAUGCUCACCCGCGUCAGAACCUGACACGCGCCACCGCAAGUGGCAUCGGUGCGGUCAUAUUGCAAUUUCAGGACUGUUGUGCUCGCCAUGCACGGAGAGCCUCCCACGGAAUGUCUACACGUCCUGCUCGCAUCGUCGUUUGGCAAUCAAAGGACAAGGAGCUUGAGAGAAAGCGUGCGAGGUUGACGCGCACUUUGUUCCCAGAGCGGCAACUACCGAGGAGCGCGCCAAACCUCGCUGCCGCCGUCGGGGGCACUUCGGCGCUGGCGUUGAGAUCUCGAGUGCAAGACACUUGA
Molecule: messenger RNA, 1117 nt
Organism: Coniophora puteana RWD-64-598 SS2
Lineage: Eukaryota; Fungi; Basidiomycota; Agaricomycetes; Boletales; Coniophoraceae
Exons: 3
Coding region: 695-1117 (140 amino acids)
Source: RefSeq, a predicted model, not a curated record